Messenger RNA from Cordyceps fumosorosea ARSEF 2679, 732 nucleotides. RefSeq names its product Major facilitator superfamily transporter. Gene Ontology annotation, biological process: dipeptide transport; allantoate transport; tripeptide transport. The record is from RefSeq and is a predicted model, not a curated record. The coding region runs from base 1 to 732 and encodes 243 amino acids. Gene Ontology annotation, molecular function: dipeptide transmembrane transporter activity; allantoate transmembrane transporter activity. NCBI's taxonomy places the organism in Eukaryota, Fungi, Ascomycota, Sordariomycetes, Hypocreales, Cordycipitaceae. The transcript is spliced from 3 exons. Gene Ontology annotation, cellular component: plasma membrane.
AUGUCCUCAUCCUGGAGACGGAGCUGGCUGGCGACAGAAGCGCCAGCCUCACGCCUGAACAGAGCAAACGACUGCUGCGAAAAAUCGACUGGUAAAAUACCACCACAGUUCUUGAACAUCUUCCUCCGCGCCACCGGCUUCAGCGAGCGCCAAGUCUUCCUCCUCAACGCCUGCCAGUUUCCCAUCAUCUUCUUCAUGAAGCUCUACGUCGCCUGGACCAGUACGCGGUACAGGAACACGCGCAACUUCUGGAUGAUCGUCUGCCUCGUCAUCAGCGCCUUCGGCAUCCUCCUCAUGUGGCAGCUCCCACGGCACCUCAAAUGGGGCCGCUGGGUCAGCGCUGUCCUCACCGACAUGUACACUGCCAACUACGGGCUGCUCGCCGCGCUCACGUCAGGCAACUUCGCCGGCUUCACCAAAAAGUCUGUAGCAGCUGCUAUUAUCUUUGCGGCUGGCUGCGCCGGAAACAUCAUCGGCGCGCAGCUUUACAGCGGCUCCGAAGCGCCGGCCUACCCCACGGGGUACCUCGCGAUGCUGAUCUGCAUCAUCGCUACGAUCGUCGUGUCGGUCAUCACGUGGAUCUACACCGUGUGGGAGAAUAGGCGUCGCGAUAAGGCGACGCACGAGACGGACACGGCGACGAGCGACACGAUGGACAUGAUGGAUGGCAUCAAGGAAAACUUGUCGGACAAGUCGGACCGGCAGAUGUUGAGAUUCAGGUACAUUUACUGA